AGACGCGACCGCUGAUAUUGAGAAUAUUUGCAUCGUAUCAUCAGCACCGCAUUGUCAUAGAGCUUGAAUGUUAAUCCAAGUUAAGCUCAAUUUUUCAAAUUUGAUGGCGCGCUGUGCUGUGUGAGAAACGCGUAACCGGUACCACAGCGACGAGCGCGGGACCUGGCGACAUUCCGAGCUCCAGCAUACCCUUUGCGAGAGCUUUCCUCUCAGUCCAUUCCAUUUCAAUUCGGCAUCUACCCAACUUAUGCGCGAAUUGGUCUGUUGCAAUACGGGAUCCACCGACUCUUCCCAGCAGGAGUACUUAACGUCCAAGACAGCAAGCUUGCGACCGUCUCCAAACUUCUGGACGAAUCUGGCCUCGUCGUUGACACCCGAGAUAUUUCAGAUCAGCAAGCGAUAUGCUGGUCCUCUCCGCGACACAGCAUACUUGGAUGGACUGCGAGGUGUUGCAGCAUUCUUGGUCUACAUCGUUCACCACGAAAGUUGGGCUCAUCCUGUUUGGCUUCCGGUAAUGGAAAUGGGAUAUGGUUACGACGGCCAUCGUUACUUUGCUUGCUUGCCGGUCGUCAGAAUACUGUUCAUGGGCGGGCACUUUGCCGUGUCAAUAUUCUUUGUCAUUUCCGGUUUCGUUUUGUCACGAUCCCCAUUGAAGAUGAUACACGACGGAGACAGAGCGGCAGAUCUGGCCAAAGUGCUCUCUUCCGCGAUGUUCAGGCGGGCUAUUCGACUCUACACACCGGUUGUCGCAACUACUUUUAUUUUCAUGACUAUAUGGCAUAUAGGCACGGGUGUUUGGACCGCAUAUCCUCCUCACCAAGCCAACUACGCGGCGGAGGUCGUUGCUUGGGUCAGAGAAUUCAGCAACUUUUCAUUUGUGUUUCGGCACCGUGGUAUUGCAUGGCUGACCUACAAUCUUCAUACAUGGUCGAUUCCAGUCGAAUACAAGGGAUCAAUGGUCGUUUAUGUUAGCUUGCUAGCAUUAUCUCGCUCCUCAAUACAAUCUCGAGUCUCUGUUGUUGCCGGUCUGAUCAUUUACUUCAUGUAUGUGGUGGAUGGGUGGUUCAUCAGCUGUUUCCUUGCAGGGCUGCUGCUGGCAGAAUUCGAGCUCCUUCAGCGUUCCGGACAACUUCCAAAAUGGGCUUGGCUCAAUUUUCUGCGAACGUAUCAGUAUUUGCUCCUUCGCCUGGCUCUGUUUGCGGGAUUGUGGCUUGGAAGUCAGCCAGGCGGGGCGCCUGACAUUGACUACCUAAAACGCUCCCCUGGCUGGUACUAUCUUGCUUUUUUCAUUCCCACAGCUUGCAGCGAAUUCAAAUGGUUCUGGUUCACCGUGGCAGCUGUGCUUACCGUCACUGCCGUCAUUCACACGCCAUGGCUCCGCCGGCUCUUUGAAGCACCAAUUGCACAGUAUCUGGGGAGGAUUUCGUUCAGCUUAUACCUGGUGCACGGGCCAAUAUUAUGGCUACUAGCCGAUCGAUUGUACACCGCGACUGGCAGGACAAGGGAAGGCCAAAAUCAAGGCAUCUUAGCAUGGAAAGAUACUUUUCCCUUGUCUGGUGCUGGACCUCUCGGCUUGGAAUUCAAUUUCUUGGCUUGUCAUCUGAUCAUCCUUCCUAUCACCUUGUAUGCAUCAGAGUUGGCCACUAGGUUGAUUGAUGAACCUUCGGUCCGAUUUGCGCAGUACCUGUAUCGAAAAACGCUCGCUUGACAUUAUGCAACCUUGCGACAGAAAUGGCUACAAGGACAGAGGUUUCACCAGAUCCAUCAAGACUCAUUCCUUUG
Protomyces lactucae-debilis is the source of this 1782-nucleotide messenger RNA. RefSeq names its product acyltransferase family-domain-containing protein. The coding region runs from base 248 to 1708 and encodes 486 amino acids. Gene Ontology annotation, biological process: polysaccharide biosynthetic process. NCBI's taxonomy places the organism in Eukaryota, Fungi, Ascomycota, Taphrinomycetes, Taphrinales, Protomycetaceae. The record is from RefSeq and is a predicted model, not a curated record. Gene Ontology annotation, molecular function: acyltransferase activity, transferring groups other than amino-acyl groups. Gene Ontology annotation, cellular component: membrane. The transcript has a single exon.